Molecule: messenger RNA, 2038 nt
Organism: Spea bombifrons (plains spadefoot toad)
Lineage: Eukaryota; Metazoa; Chordata; Amphibia; Anura; Pelobatidae
Gene: EDN3
Product: endothelin 3
Exons: 5
Coding region: 38-640 (200 amino acids)
Biological process (GO): vein smooth muscle contraction; regulation of vasoconstriction; regulation of systemic arterial blood pressure by endothelin
Cellular component (GO): extracellular region
Molecular function (GO): endothelin B receptor binding; hormone activity
Source: RefSeq, a predicted model, not a curated record
UGGUUUUUGUAGAGGGAUCUUAUUCACACCUGACCUCAUGGAGCCCAGAAUACUGAUCUUACUGGGGAUGCUGGUUACCUCCAACACAGGCUUCGCGCUCACAUCUCACAUCUCCCGGUUGCCAACCACUAAACUCAUCCUACACUUAAAGGAAGGGGCAAGAAAGGGAAGCCGGGGUGAGAAAGCGCCAGGAGCCCCCUCUGUACAGCCUGGCGUGCCCCUAUCGCUCGCCACAGCUUCACCAGGACCCCAAGGUACCCCCAUCUCUGGAUAUGAGCAAAGAAGGAGCAGUUUCCACCUGGAGCCCGAUUCUGGUGGAGCCCACAGGAGGGCACGGAGGUGCACAUGUUACACGUAUAAGGACAAGGAGUGUGUGUACUACUGCCACUUGGACAUUAUAUGGAUUAACACGCCUGAGAGAACGGUGCCAUAUGGACUUUCCAAUUACAGAGCGAAAAGGUCGACUGAAAACGCACAAGGUCAUUCGGAGACAAUGCCACGGUGUUCGUGCGAAGACGCCGCCGACAAGCCGUGCACGCGUUUCUGCAGCAGGAGUUCCCGAUCUUCACAAAGAAAGAGGAGAGACAGACAAUUAAACAAGAGGCAAAUUCACGCAGUAGCCCGACCACCUGCCGUGUGAAGCCUUCAGCAGAGGUUUGGAAAAGUCAUCAAGGACAAAUGAGCUACGAGAUACUCAUGAUUUAUGAGCCCACGAGGCUGUCGUAGGCUGACACUCGGACAAUGGACAAGUCACCCCUGUUAAAGCAAACGUCAAACCUUUUGGAGAAGACGCAGACUUUACCUUACCUCACACACAGUAUUUCUGAUUCACUGAGGCGAUUGUCGUAGAAAGGGAGGAACAAACAAACAAAAAAAUUCAACCGAACCAGAAGCGGGUUCAUAACCAACCAGCCGGGAUGUAACAUUAUAAUUAACCCCAUCAGCCCCCAGAACUGACUGGGUUAAUUAUAAUUCCUGGGAAAGCAAAAUAACUAAAUGGAGUUAAUACAGCUUAAAAAGCAUGCGUAUAUACGACUAACGUCACCAAAAAAAUAUGUAUCAAUGCAAAAGCGCUUGUGUACCUUUUUAAGCAUACAAUUAACCCAGUUCUUGGCUAGAUGUUUAUUGGAACAUUAAGGGACUUUAAUCUGAAAGUUAACCAGUCUUUCUGGGCGCCCCCCCCCCAAAAAAAAAACAACCCCUGUGCCUUUUUAAAGCUUUGGCGUUUUUCUAAGGUGCUAACAUCAACGAUCUCAGAUAUCGGACUUGGAGAAAUUGACCGACAGACCUGUGAAGGGUUAAAAAAAAUCAUUCCCGGACCGCAGGGACAUUUUUCUAGGAAUUAAUAUUUUAUGGCGGAUCUUUUCCGAUGAAGGACGUCCUUGAGGGAGAAAUGGUGGGACUAUUGACGUUGAUGGUCUUGGAGGAAUGAGUGAUGAGCAGCCAAAUGAAAAGAAGAAAAUAAACAUGUUUUUUGGGAAACAGCAUCACGUAUGUGCAUGAAUCCUCCGCUCGGAGUCUCUUCUACCACUGGAAUGAUAACGUCCACCUACAUGUGGCUAUCUUUGGGAUUACAAGAUCAUAGGACGUGCUCCAAAAAUGUGGAUCGAUAUUGAUGGGGGUUUUUUUUGUAGAUAUCCCAACAUUCUAACGUUUCAGGAGAAUAACAAAUGCUAACCAUGUCAAGGACACUGUUUUGUGAAGUAAAAAGCACGUGAUAUAUAUCAUAAAAGGCACAUAUUAGCACACCCGGGUGCAAUCCACAAGAAUAAAAAAAAUGUAAAUCCGGUUAAAUAGUUCUAGAUUGUUCACAGGAUUUAAAUACAGUUGCAGUAAAAUGUAGGUCCAAUUUGGACUGUUAUCAAAAAUUCUUGUACUUUUUCGUUAAGUUUGUCCAUUUAUUCUCUGCCUACUUUUUACACCCAGAUUUGUAUUUAAACCCUGUGUGUGUUUUUGUAUUAUUCUUUAAAUAUUUUAUUAUAUAUAUAUUUAAAUAUAUAUAUGAGUAUUUUUUAUCAUUAAAAAAAGUAUGGUUUUA